AUGUCGACAGAUGUGAACAUCAGAUUCAUGGAAAUGCCAGGAGUAUGGCAGAUUGAUGCUGCAUCGGGUCGGGAGAGGUAUGUGACAUUGGAAGGUAAACCGGGUCAUCCGGGUAAAUCGACAGUGAAGAACUGGUUUAAGAUUUUGCUGGUCAAUGCAUCGGAUCCAGCUUCAGCUUAUCGGAUCAGAUACUGCCCCGGUUUGUGCGAGUCGUGUCAUGUUACGUGUGGUGAUGUUGGAAUUAGGAAAGAAGAGGGGACAAGGUGGUUGUCAGUUUUGACAAGUGGAGAGUUCCCAUUCGUGUUCGUGAAGGCAAGGAGUAACAAUGAGGCUAACUACACUGUCAAGAGUUAUAGUAGCACGCACAAUGGUGUUAUAUAG
Messenger RNA from Telopea speciosissima, 381 nucleotides. RefSeq names its product miraculin-like. NCBI's taxonomy places the organism in Eukaryota, Viridiplantae, Streptophyta, Magnoliopsida, Proteales, Proteaceae. Bases 1 to 381 code for a protein of 126 amino acids. Gene Ontology annotation, molecular function: endopeptidase inhibitor activity. The record is from RefSeq and is a predicted model, not a curated record. The transcript has a single exon.